AGGAAUUCACUGCUAACACAAUUCAGUUGUAGACAAAACGCGAAUGUUAACUGUUGUGUGUAUGGGAAACAAAAUAAAAUUGAAAACAAACGGUUAACUCGCGAUUUACGGAAUUCGGAAUUUCAGUUAUUUUUAUGCUAGGCUUUUUUUUGGAAAAAUUUGGCUAGGAUAGAAAACGGAAAAGUAGAAAAAAGGAAAAAAAAUUGGAUAUUGUUGCUAGCAGCUGAUGAUGGGAUGCUGAUGCUGCUGCUACUGAAGAUAUUUGGUAAUGAUAAUGGCAGUAGUAUAAGAAACCAUUAGGAGGAACAACAAAAACAACAAGAAAAAAAAAACAUGGAGGCAAAGAAAUCCAGGAUAGGAUAACUUGAAAGUUGGAAAGUGAAGCAAAAAUGUAAAGGCGAAAGCAAAGAAAGCAAAAAAGUAGGAAAAGAUACACAUAACGUGCGCAGAUUUUUUUCCCGUUUUCGUUACGUUUCGUUUUGCUCGCACCAAGCACUAAGUUAUGAUUGGGCCUGCUGCCACCAGCAACGGAUGAUGGAAAUUCAAGUGAAAUAUUACUGUGAAAGUGUGAAUUUUAAAAAUAAAUUCAAAACUAAAACCCAAAGAAAAAUGCCAACAAAAUAUUUUUUGUAAAUAAAAAGAGAAAAGAAAAAAAUUGAGAAAAAGAAGAAAAUUUAAAAAAAAAAUAAAAUGUUUUUACAAAACAAAAGAAAAAUAAUUUUGUGUAUCGAAAUUAAAUUAAAUGUGCUGGUAUAUCAGUGGCCAUAACUUGUGAAGGUCCCCGUUCCGAAAUAAAUCGUAAGUCUUGAAUUCCCCAGAGAUGAAGUAAAUUCCGUUUGUAACGUAGCAGCAAAAUGCCACGCAAAAAGCUUUCAUCUGGCCAUAUUUCAAACAAGUUUUAACACCGUUUUAUUUAUUAAAAUAAGAAAAACCCAGUAAAAAAACGUAAACAAAUAAAGAAGUAAUGAAUUAAUGAAAAUAAAUAUGCUAACGAAUUAAUUACCAAUGAAAUGUCUAAAUAGGGUUACGACUGCAGUCACAUAUUUAACAGCCACAAAUUAUAACGAAUUGUAAUUAAACACGCAAACCACCUUAUCUCGGCAUCGACGGUAACAGCAGCGGCGACGUCAACGUUAACAACCAUCAUUGUGCGCUUACCUUUAUUCUCCAUUGAACACAACUCACCCACAUUUCACUGUCGACGACGGUCUUCUUAUUCUUCCUUCUAAUGAAGUAAAAGAAAGCAGCAGCAGUAGCAACAACAAUAAGAAUAACCGCCACUUUAAAGAAAGUUUCCGAGAGACAAGCAAAGGAAUUGUAACAUUUACAAGGAUAACAACAACAGCAACCACAAAGGAAAGAAACUCCAAAAAAAGCGAAAAACACACAAAACAUACUAAAAGAAAACAAGGAAAAAAAGUACACCGAUGUAGAAAUUAAAACAAAAACAAAAAGUUAACAAAAGUUGUCUGAAAAAAACGGCAACAACAACUGCAACAGCAACAAACAGCCACCAAACUAACCAACCGAAACUAAAAAGCGAAUACCAGAGCAGCUAACAACAGCAACACAAAAACAAACUUAAAUAAAUUUACAAAUACAAUCAUAGUUACAGACCACCCCCUUCACCCCGCCCCCAUUUCUGAGGGGUGUAAAAGGAAAACACCAUAGAAUUAGUAUUUAAAUAAAAAACAAAUCGAAUUAAAAGAAAAAAAAUAAACACAACCACAAGAUAGAAGACCACCCAGAAGAAGGAGAAGGAGAGGAGCAGAAAAAAAUUCAGAAUUUAUUUCCAAGGAUGAAUGCCCGGAGCGAAAGUCCGAAAUUACAAAACAUGCCAAUAAAUUUUAAGCAUCGAUAAAUCAAAGAUUAGAAUCUCGUUUGAUAUUUGCAUUUGCCAGCAGCGAAUUUAGCAACAACAACUACAAAGCAAAAGUUGCAAUAGCAGCAACAAAACGCAGCCAAAAACCACCAAAGACCUAUAGAAAAACACCAACAAAACUAAAGCCGCCAAAAAGAAAACUUUUGAAACUAAGCUUCCUUUUUUACCAAACUAAGGCUCCCACGCACUAUCAACACAACAAAGUCCACACACACACACCCACAUGCCCCCAACCACCCGAAACAAAAACCAUUUAUCACAAACUUUUUGAAAAAAAAAAAAAACACAAAGACGGAAAACGGAAGUGGACUAAAUCAACCGCAAGCAAGCAACCAGCAACCAGCAACAGCAGUUGCAGCUCAGCCUCUCCCCUCUCUCCCUCUCUCUCACACACACACCCCAGCCGCCAGUGCAACAUUGUUAAAACUGCAGUUGGCCAACAGCAAAAAUGGCUUCACCACCCGAAAGUCCCAUCGAGGAGAUUGUCUACGAAUUAGAACAAACACGAGUGCCUAAACCAAUACCAGUUGCCCUGGAGGAUUUGUGCCGUCAAACGAAAUUUACAAAACAGGAAAUACGUGUUAUGUAUCGAGGAUUUAAAACGGAAUGUCCUGAAGGUGUGGUACACGAAGACUGUUUCAAGGAUAUUUAUGCAAAAUUUUUUCCACAUGGCAAUUCAAGUUUAUACGCUCAUUAUGUGUUCAAAGCAUUCGAUGUUAACUGCAAUGGUGCCAUAAGUUUUCGGGAUUUAUUGGUCACCCUGUCCACAUUAUUAAGGGGCUCGGUUUAUGAACGCCUUCGUUGGACAUUUAAAUUGUACGACCUUAAUGGAGAUGGACGCAUCAGUCGUUCGGAAUUAAGUGAAAUCAUAAUGGCCAUUCAUGAGCUGAUGGGCAGGAGAGCGCACCAGCCAGAGGAUGACCGCAAAGCAAGAGAUCAGGUCGAUCGAGUCUUCCGAAAAUUGGAUCUAAAUCAAGAUGGCAUUAUAACAAUCGAGGAAUUCCUGGAGGCAUGCCUUAAGGAUGAUCUAGUCACAAGAUCGCUGCAAAUGUUCGACAAUGACCUUUGAUGACCGGCUGCUGCUGAUUAUGAUAUACGAAACAAUCGCAAUACAGUUUCUUUAAUAGAUCUUUAAGGAGAAUGACAACAAAAACUUAGCAACAACAACAACAACAAUUUAUUAGUAAUUAUUCAAGAAACAACUCUAAAGAAGAUGAAGAAUAACAACAAUGCCCCUUAAUAAUAAAUAAAAACUUGUUACUUAAAGUAAGUAAAAUCCAAAAAAAAAAAAAAAACAAAAGAAAUAUUGAAAAAUUUAGUAAAAAAAAAUGAAAAAACAACAACAACAAGAACACAAAAAAGAGAGCUCAUACACCAGUUAAACAAUGAAAAACAAAAUAUGACAAAUUAGAUCCUAAUUUUUUUAUUAAAAAAAUAUUUUAUUUUUAGUUUUCAAAAAAGAAAAUAAAACAAACCCGUUACGAGAAUUGGUAUAAAAUAGUGUAAAAAAAAAUAAUUCAAACAACAACAUUUAAUCCUGCCAUAAAUUCGUAAAUUGAAACCGACAACAGAGAAAAAUUUGCCCCCAAAGGAAUUUGGCUUUUAUCAAUUCCAAAAAAAUGCAAUUAGCCAAUGAUUUAUGAGAAAGAUUUCUAAGGACGAUUAGAAAAACUGACCUUAGAAGCGAAGUUAGAAAGAGAUAGAGAAGAAUAUUUGUUUCUGUUCAAAUAGGAUGAUGUUGGGCGCCAUCAUCUUAACGCGCAGCUAUACGAAAACAAAAACCACCAAUUUAAUACAACAACAAAAUAAUAAAAUAAAAAUGACAACACAAGAUAAUCAAGAGUGAAAUGAUUGCAUGAAUUAGAAAGAAAUUAAAAACCAAUUAUUAUUUUAUCAUUUUUGAAAUAAAAAAA
Messenger RNA from Musca domestica (house fly), 3795 nucleotides. RefSeq names its product Kv channel-interacting protein 1. NCBI's taxonomy places the organism in Eukaryota, Metazoa, Arthropoda, Insecta, Diptera, Muscidae. The record is from RefSeq and is a predicted model, not a curated record. The coding region runs from base 2331 to 2951 and encodes 206 amino acids. The transcript is spliced from 6 exons. Gene Ontology annotation, molecular function: calcium ion binding.